CGGCUGGCCGCACCCAGGGCAGGGACGCAGGGGAAGGUCAUCCCUGCCUCGCCUUCCCAGAACCAGCUUCCGCCCCGCCUGCCAGGACCCGCGGGUUCCGGGAAGCCCCCUCCCCGACCCUGCCCCUCGGUCUGGGGGAGAAAGGUGCAGCCCUGGGGGCGGGGGUAAGGGCCACCCUGGGGUGGGUCCUGGGAUGACACGUUUGGAUGGGCACUUCUUAGACCCAGCUUCUUGGGGGGAGAGGCCGUGAGGAGCACUGGGGUCAGCUGGGAACACUUCACCACCUCCAGAUUCCUUCCCCUAGGCUUCUUUGUUCCAUAAGUACAGGUGACCUGGACUUUUCCCUGACCCCGACCUCCCUCCCCCACAUUAAUUAAAGCCUCAGCCUGAACUCUGGCUCACUGAUGCCUGGUACAUAGUAGGUGCUCAAUAAAUAUGAAUGAGUGAAUGAAUGAAUGAAACAGGGAAGUUCUACAGGUGAACUGCAGUCAGUUUGCUUAUGUGAGGCCUGUGAUCAACUGGGGAGUGUCUAUGGUCAGUUCAUGGUGGCAGGCAGAAAACCCCAGGCCACAGGCACCCAAAUAAGGCAGGUGCACCCUUGCUCCAAGACCCUAAGGUGUGUUAGGGUGAGGGGUUGGCCCUUUGAAAUUCAGGGGGUUCAGGGCCAGGUCAUGGAGGAGUCGGGGUUCUAGGAUGCCUCCUUCCUGCCAACAGGAGCUGGGCAGGCCGGGCCGACAGGUUGGGUGGCAUAGCCGAGCUCACACUCACCUCCAGCAUAAAACCCCACUUCAUGGAGGCUGGCACCUCACUCUAGUGCUCCAGAAGAUACCACGACUGCUGUCCCCCAGCCAGUGCCCCAGCCAGGCCUGAGAUCAUGAGGCGGCCACCAGCUGUGGCCUUGCUCCUGCUGCUCCUGCUGCGGUUUGGGACUCAGAGGAUCAAAGCAUUGAGCGUCUGCGGGCGCCCAAGGAUGCUGAACCGGAUGGUGGGUGGGCAGGAUGCCUUGAACGGCGAGUGGCCAUGGCAGGUCAGCAUCCAGCGAAACGGAAGCCACUUCUGUGGGGGCAGCCUCAUCACAGAGCAGUGGGUCCUCACUGCAGCUCACUGCUUCUCCAACACAUCUGAAACAUCCCUGUACCAGGUCCUGCUGGGGGCACGGCAGUUGGUGAAGCCAGGGCCACAUGCCACAUAUGCACGAGUGAAGCGGGUGGAAAGCAACCCCCUGUACCAGGGCAUGGCCUCCAGUGCCGAUGUGGCCCUGGUGGAGUUGGAGGCACCUGUAACCUUCACCAAUUAUAUCCUCCCUGUGUGCAUGCCUGACCCUUCAGUCAUCUUUGAGUCGGGCAUGAAAUGCUGGGUCACUGGCUGGGGCAGCCCCAGUGAGCAAGACCGCUUGCCCAAUCCUCGAAUCCUGCAAAAACUCACUGUGCCCAUCAUUGACACGCCCAAGUGUAACCUACUCUACAGUAAAGAUGCUGAGUCUGGCUUUCAGCUGAAAACCAUCAAGGACGACAUGCUGUGUGCUGGCUUUGCUGAGGGCAAGAAGGAUGCCUGCAAGGGUGACUCGGGGGGCCCUCUGGUGUGCCUCGUGGGCCAGUCGUGGCUACAGGCUGGGGUGAUCAGCUGGGGUGAGGGUUGUGCCCGCCGGAACCGCCCAGGUGUCUACAUCCGUGUUACCUCCCACUAUAACUGGAUCCAUCAGAUCAUCCCAGAACUGCAGUUUCAGCAGGCCAGAUCGGGUGGCCAGAAGCAUGGCCUUCGGGUCCAGCAGCCCCUUGACCAGAACUUUGCGCCCUGCCUGGCGGCCCACACCAUCCUCCUGGUCCUCACAGCCCUGCUCACCUGCUUCUGAGCCCUGCCCAGGCAGGUGGGCGAGUGUAGCCCUGGAGCCCACGUGUACAUUUGUAAAUAGCUCUCUGAUUCUCUCUUCUCUCAAAUGCCCAGUUAUUUUUAUUUAUGUUCACCCUCCAAUAAAAACCCUACCUCA
This is a messenger RNA of Molossus molossus (Pallas's mastiff bat), 1987 nucleotides long. Its product is annotated as serine protease 27. The coding region runs from base 875 to 1852 and encodes 325 amino acids. The record is from RefSeq and is a predicted model, not a curated record. Gene Ontology annotation, biological process: proteolysis. The transcript is spliced from 6 exons. Gene Ontology annotation, molecular function: serine-type endopeptidase activity. NCBI's taxonomy places the organism in Eukaryota, Metazoa, Chordata, Mammalia, Chiroptera, Molossidae.